Messenger RNA from Rotaria sp. Silwood2, 1014 nucleotides. NCBI's taxonomy places the organism in Eukaryota, Metazoa, Rotifera, Eurotatoria, Philodinida, Philodinidae. The record is from the annotation of a GenBank genome assembly.
AUGGGUUGGGAUGAAAUAAGUACAUCAAAUCUUUCACAUCAAUCAGUAAUUCAAUCAUGGCGUGAUAAAAGUUCUCUUAUAGAUGCAGUUCAUCGAGGUUAUCAUGCAAUUGUUUCACAUGGUUUUUAUUUGGAUCAUCUGGCAUCAGCUGAAUAUCAUUACAGUAAUGAUCUUAAAAUCGAUAUGAUACUUAAUACAACGGAGCAAAAACGUAUUCUUGGUGGUGAAGCAUGUCUAUGGACUGAAUAUAUUAAUUCAAAUAUGGUUCAUUCACGUACUUGGCCACGUACAGCUGCUAUUGCUGAAAGAUUAUGGUCAUCAACAUAUGAUAAAAUUGAUUGUAUGUACGAUAGACUUGCUAUAAUGGAUAAAAAAUUUUUUCAUCCUAAUGAUGAACAAUAUAUGAAAGAUUUAUCGACAUUAGCAUCAAAUGCUAGUGCUUUAAAAAUUUUAGCUGAUUUAUGUGAACCAUUAGGUUUACAAGGACGUGAUCGUUCGCGUAAUUAUACAAGUCAAACACCAUUAAAUCGUUUUGUUGAUAUUUUAAAAUCAGAAAGUGAACAAACUCGACAAUUAAUCAAAACAAAAAAUAUAUCACUUUUAUAUUCAACAUUUAUUUUAUGGAAAACAAAUAUUUUACAUAUUCAUUCUAAUGAUACAGAUAUUUUACAACUUUGUGAAAAUUUAGUUCAACUUAGUGAUAUUGGUAUUCGUUUAUUAAAAUUACUUCGUAAUAAUCAACAAAGACAAAUUGUAUCAUCACGAUGGUAUUAUUAUCAAAUAUAUAUUUUAAAUACAUUAGAAUAUCAAGUACCUGAAAUAAGAUUAGCCGGUGUUCGAGUUAUAAGAGACUUACUUGAACAAUUUGAUCCAUGUUCAUUUGAUUUAAUUAGUCUCAGUCUUAUUUUAUGUUUUCCAAUUAUUGUGAUUUUUGCGCAACGUCUUGGUUUUAUUCGACGACGUAUUCUUGUUCCAUGUUUAAAUUUUUUUUAUUAUUGUUGUGGUCGUUGUUAA